AUCAUCUCCUAGUAUAAAAAUCGAUACCAGGAGCCCAUCGAGCUCACUCUAAUCUCAUCAGUCCUUCAACCAAAAGCCCCCAUUAGUACUCGUGCCUUCUGCAAGAGAGCCCGGCAGCCAUAGCCAUGGGAGGAGGCAAAAAGGGUCUGGAGAGUGCGAUCGUGUGCCUACUCGUGCUGGGGCUGGUCCUGGAGCAGGUGCAAGUAGAGGGCGUGGACUGCGGCGCAAACCCCUUCAAAGUGGCCUGCUUCAAUUCUUGCCUUCUCGGUCCUAGUACAGUGUUCCAGUGCGCAGACUUCUGUGCUUGUCGACUCCCCGCGGGCUUGGCCUCUCUACGCAGCUCCGAUGAACCAAACGCCAUUGAGUAUUGCAGCUUGGGAUGCAGGUCUUCUGUGUGUGACAACGUGAUCAGCACAGCUGACAACACUGAAGAGAUGAAGCUCUAUGUGAAACGCUGCGAUGAUGCUUGUGACAGUUUCUGUAAGGGAGAUACUCUCUUGGCAUCCCUUGAUGACUAAUAAUGCAUAUGCUUGGUCUGAGAUUUCACAGGCCAAAGUUAUGUCUCACCAUCGAGUUCAAUAAAGCAGGAUCCCAUCGAGAGUAUCCAAACCAGCGUGUCAGUUUGUUUAUGUGCUUGUGUGUAUUUUCUUUCGUUGCUCCAAUAAAAGAUAUCAUGGUGGAUGCCAUGUUGAUGCCUGCUUCAUGUACUGCCAUGAUUGAGAUAUAAUAAUAUAUGUUGUGUCAUUUAUGGAUAUAAA
Molecule: messenger RNA, 758 nt
Organism: Triticum dicoccoides
Lineage: Eukaryota; Viridiplantae; Streptophyta; Magnoliopsida; Poales; Poaceae
Product: type-5 thionin-like
Exons: 3
Coding region: 126-518 (130 amino acids)
Biological process (GO): defense response
Source: RefSeq, a predicted model, not a curated record